AUGGUUUCAUUCUGUGGUCUCCCUUCUUUCUUCCUUUCGUUUUCCUUCGUUUUGCUAUCGCCAUUCUCAAACUUCAUUGGCGCUCAAGAUCAAGAUUAUGAUUAUCCAAUUGCCACGCUUUCAAAACGGUGGACAAAUAACGCAGCUAGUGACUUCCCCCGACAUAGAGAUGGAUCGAUCGUGCAGGCAAUUCUUCUCCGAGCCAAAGAAGCUAAUAGCCCUGCCUUUGCCUGCGGCUUCUACUGUAAUGGUAACUGCAACUCUUACCUCUUUGCCAUUUUCAUCGUCCAAGUUGAUGAUAGUAUCGGCUCAAUUGCUUCGGCCAGUCCACAAGUAGUGUGGUCUGCCAACCGAAACAAUCCUGUAAAGAUCGGCGCAACGUUGGACCUCACGUCCGAAGGCGACUUGGUGUUGAAAGAUGUUGAUGGUACGAUUGCUUGGUCCACAAACACUUCCGGAAAGUCCGUUGUAGGCUUGAACUUGACAUAUUUGGGGAACCUCGUGUUGUUUAAUGACAAUGAAAUUGUUUGGCAGUCCUUUGAUCACCCAACCGACUCACUUGUCCUCGGACAAAAGUUGAGGGUGGGACAAAGAUUGAUGCCGAGUGUUUCCGAGACAAAUUGGACCAUUGACAGUAUGAUUACGCUUUCCGUAAAUGGUGAUGGUUUAUUUGCUCAAGUGGAGACUGAUCCUCCUCAGAUUUAUUUCAAGUCAAGGGGUCCAAAUUUGAAUGCAAGUAUCGAGUUUUCAUAUGUUGAAUUGGUAAACGGAAGCUUGUCUUGGUUCUCAAAUUCUACCUUGAAUAUGAGUUUGAUUUCAGUCCCUCAAACAUCUUCUGCACAAUUCAUAAAGCUGGGCUCGGAUGGGCAUUUGAAAAUAUAUGAUAGGUUUUAUGGGCUUGAAAAGGAACUUUUCGAAGCAGUUCUUAAAGACUGUGACUAUCCGACAGCGUGUGGACAAUAUGGAAUUUGCUCCAAUGGUCAAUGUAGUUGUCCAACUUUGAGUGGGCAGACGAUCUAUUUCCGGCAAGUAGAUGAUCAGCAGCCUCAUCUUGGGUGUUCCGAAAAUGUUCCAUUGUCUUGUGGGGCUUCACAUCAACAAAUUCUUCUGGAGCUCGAAAAUAUCACGUCUCUUAGUUUCACUCCAGAUCUCACGCACAAAGAUGCUUCAAGUUGUAAAGAGGCCUGUGCAAAGAAUUGUUCAUGCAAAGCAGCUAUAUUCCAGUAUGAAUGGAAUCACACUAACGGCAAUUGUUACUUACUAACUCAGGUCUUUUCACUUGUAAAUGCUGCCGAGUAUGUUUAUCCAAGUUAUACUACUUUCUUUAAAGUACAAAAUUUGCCUAAUGAAGCUCCUUAUACUCCGAUUGACAAUCAUACUCCGAUUGACAAUCAUACUCAGAUUGACAAUCAUAUGAGUAGCCAUCUCCCUACAAUACUUGCGUCUAGCCUUGGAGCUCUCUUUGUCAUGAUGAUUUUCAUUGUAGCCAUAGUUUUAUUUAUUCAAAAGAGAGAUGACAAUCAAGGAGAGGAAGAUUACCUUGAUCAAGCACCUGGAAUGCUCAAUAGAUUUGCAUACGGCAAUCUAAAAACCAUCACAAAUGAAUUCAGUAAAAAGCUUGGCGAAGGUGGUUUUGGUUCUGUUUUCGAAGGCACUCUAAGUGACGGCACAAAAGUUGCAGUAAAACGCCUUGAUGGUUUUGGGCAAGUUAAGAAAUCCUUUCUAGCUGAAGUAGAGACAAUCGGCAACAUCCAUCAUGUGAACUUGGUAAGACUCGUGGGAUUUUGCACUGAGAAAUCUCAAAGGCUCCUUAUCUAUGAAUACAUGUCGAAUGGGUCACUAGAUAGAUGGAUCUUUCACAAGUCCAGUGAAUAUAUUCUCGACUGGCAACAAAGGAAGAAUAUCAUUCUCAAUAUAGCAAAAGGCCUUAAUUAUCUUCAUGAAGAGUGCAGACAGAAGAUAGUUCACUUAGACAUUAAACCUCAAAAUAUCCUCUUAGAUGGAAAUUUCAAUGCUAAGGUUGCUGAUUUUGGAUUAUCCAAGUUGAUAGACAGGGACCAAAGCCAAGUCGUCACAACCAUGAGAGGAACUCCUGGUUAUUUGGCUCCCGAGUGGCUAAAUGCAACAAUCACUGAAAAGGUUGACGUGUAUAGCUUUGGCGUGGUAAUCUUGGAGAUAGUGUGUGGGAGAAAAAUCUUCGAUCGUUCUCUAGAUGAAGACGACAUGUAUUUACUGAGCCUUUUUAAGAGAAAGGUAGAAGAGGAACGAUUGCUAGACAUUGUGGAUAAGUCUAGCGAUGACAUGCAACUAAAUGGACCGCAUGCGGUGAAUAUGAUGAGGAUUGCCGCAUGGUGCUUGCAAGGAGACUAUAUAAAGAGACCUUCCAUGUCCAUGGUCAUCAAGGUGUUAGAAGGCACCGUGGAAGUUCAAGAAGACUUGGAUUAUGACUUCUCUGCUCCGCCUUCCACUAGUGGAGCAGCAAGAUUCGAUCCCAUGGACAUCGAAUUCAAUGCUACCACUGCAUUAUUACCCUCAGUUCUAAGCGGUCCACGAUGA
Molecule: messenger RNA, 2556 nt
Organism: Eucalyptus grandis
Lineage: Eukaryota; Viridiplantae; Streptophyta; Magnoliopsida; Myrtales; Myrtaceae
Product: G-type lectin S-receptor-like serine/threonine-protein kinase SD2-5
Exons: 1
Coding region: 1-2556 (851 amino acids)
Biological process (GO): protein phosphorylation
Molecular function (GO): protein serine/threonine kinase activity; ATP binding
Source: RefSeq, a predicted model, not a curated record